GCUCAGAAUAUCUAAAAAUGGCCGAUUACCUCGUUUUCUCCCCAGCCGGUGCAAAUACAAAUAAUUAUGCAAAUGUUGAUGAAAUUGUUGAGCACGCAACUCGAAACAAUGUCGACGCAGUCUGGGCAGGUUGGGGACAUGCUAGCGAAAAUCCUCGUUUACCCGAAGAAUUGAGCAAAAGAAAUAUUGUCUUUAUUGGCCCUCCGAGCAAAGCAAUGUUUGCUUUGGGGGAUAAAAUUGCUAGCACGAUUAUAGCUCAGACGGUAAAAAUCCCAACAAUAGAAUGGUCAGGAAGUGGAUUAGUAGUUGAAUCAACAGGAGAAGAAGAAGAAGGCGGAAAAGAAGGAGGAGGGGGAGGGGGAAGAGGAAGCGAAUUAGAAAUUUCCAAAGAAUUGUAUUUAAAAGCCUGUGUCUCCACAGUUGAAGAAGGCUUGGCAUCUAUGAAAGAAAAAAAUAUUUGUUACCCAGUAAUGAUAAAAGCAUCUGAGGGAGGUGGUGGAAAAGGAAUUAGAAAGUGUAUUAGUGAUGAAGAAUUUCGUUUAAAUUUUAGAAGAGUUCAAGCUGAAGUGCCGGGAAGUCCUAUUUUUUUGAUGAAGUGAGUUUUUGUUUUUUGAACUAUACAAGGGAGGUGGGUCGGAAUUCCGGUUUCCGACGGUUUUUUCCCUUCCAAUUUCCGAAAAAAAUUUUUGAGUUCCAAGUUCCGAAAAAAAUUUUUUGAUUUCCAAGUUCCAAGUUCCGAAAAAAAAAUUUUAAUUUCCGAGUUCCGACUUUUGAGCCAGUUCCGAUUUCCAGCUCUUC
Molecule: messenger RNA, 798 nt
Organism: Meloidogyne enterolobii
Lineage: Eukaryota; Metazoa; Nematoda; Chromadorea; Rhabditida; Meloidogynidae
Source: the annotation of a GenBank genome assembly